CAGCGUUUUCUGGGUGACGGUGACAGGGAGGGAAAUCAAAAAAGCAAGGUUAACAGUUUUUAUAAACGCAAAUUUGUGAAUUUGUCGAUUUUCCAGAAAUUCCAGUCAAGAUGUCAAUGAACAAGUACAUGCACCCUAGAAAUAUAUACAAAACACCCCCAGACUUCAAACAACUAGCUGCACAGUUUCCGGAAUUCAAAGGAUUCCUAAAACUAGACAUCACCGGUAAAUUGACUCUGGAUUUCAAAGAUACCAAAUGUCUCCGAGCACUAUCACAGACCCUGUUGAAGAAAGACUUCGGCUUGGAUGUAGAAAUGCCUUUAAACAAGCUCAUUCCAACUAUACCCUUACGUUUGAACUACAUUUUAUGGUUGGAGGACCUUCUCAGCCUCAGUAACGAGAAAGGAACAGUCAAGGGGAUUGAUAUUGGCACUGGGGCUUCGUGCGUUUACCCCUUGAUAGCUGCCAAAAAGAAUAAAUGGUCAAUGUUAGCCACAGAAGUGGAUGACGAAAGUUUAAAAUGUGCUGAAUUAAAUGUUAAGCACAAUGGUAUGGAUAGUCUGAUCACAGUAAUUAAAGUCAGUCAGGAUACCUUAUUGAAAGAGGUAGAUACUGAAAAGGUUGAUUUCUGUAUGUGCAACCCACCUUUCUUUGGUAGUGUUCAUGAACUCAACCCAUAUUACAGUGCAAGAAAGACAAGUAGACCUCGCCCAAAAAAUUCUUUUUGCGCAACUGUAAAUGAAGUUGUUGUACAAGGUGGGGAGGUGGAAUUUAUAACAAAACUGAUAAAUGAAAGUAAAGAACUUGGUACAAAAAUUAAGAUUUAUUCAACUAUGAUUGGUCAUAAAAAUUCACUUCCACCUUUAAAAAAGUUAUUGAGGGAAACCGAAGUGAAGAGCUUCAGUGAAGCAGAAUUUUGUCAGGGGAACACAACUAGAUGGGGACUAGCAUGGACUUUUUGUGAUAAUUUUGAUCUGAAAAAGUGUAUAAACCCUUCAAAAGCAGCUGUAAAGCCUAACAAACCAAAAAAGCCUUUGAUAUAUACACUAAAAACAAAUACAGUAGAUAUGGAGAAGCUUCAUACUGUUGAUAUGAAGUUGCAGAAAAUAUUUGUUGAUCUUGAAAUGAAUUUGCAAACAAUCUUAAAGAAGAAGAACAGUAUCCAUUAUUUGGUAGUUGCCUUCAAAAACACUUGGUCACAUCAAAGAAGGAAAAAGCGGGAAGAGAAGAGGAAAGCAAAUGAUUCUGGUGAAAAUAAUAAUGAUAUUAAAGAACCUCCUAGCCCAGUGUCUCAAAUAAUUGAGACUGAUGUGAAGUCACCUGGUAAAAGAGUGAAUGAAAAUGAGAUUGAAGGACAUUUUGUGAAGAAACUGAAAAUAUCUGAUGAUGCUGAGCCCCUAAUAGAAUUUAAUUGUGAUAUAAGUAUUUUAGGUAAUGAAAUUGUAUUACAGAUAGAUACUAUAAGUGAAAAUGAUAAUAAGGAUUACUUACAUCAAAUAAUGCAGUAUAUAAAAAAUAACUUGGAAUAGAAUUAAUAGUAUUUCAGAGUAAUGUCUAUAUUUUUAUAAGGAAUGAUUUUGUUCAACUGUAUACAUAGAUUUUUUUUGCGGGUGGUUUGAUUUACUUGAGAAGUAUUUAUUUUGUUACUGUUUGAAAUAAACAUUGAUUAUUCGAUUCAAUCAA
Acanthoscelides obtectus is the source of this 1683-nucleotide messenger RNA. The record is from the annotation of a GenBank genome assembly. Lineage: Eukaryota; Metazoa; Arthropoda; Insecta; Coleoptera; Chrysomelidae.